Messenger RNA from Dioscorea cayenensis subsp. rotundata (Guinea yam), 660 nucleotides. RefSeq lists its product as uncharacterized. The transcript has a single exon. NCBI's taxonomy places the organism in Eukaryota, Viridiplantae, Streptophyta, Magnoliopsida, Dioscoreales, Dioscoreaceae. Bases 1 to 660 code for a protein of 219 amino acids. The record is from RefSeq and is a predicted model, not a curated record.
AUGGUACAGCAGUGGUGGACUGAGACAACGCCUAAGGGGUGUGGGGCAUUCAUUGUUUAUAAGAAACUGGCUGGGGUUAGAACGCACUUACGUCAGUGGGCUAAGUUUAGCUUUGGGUCAAUCAAGUUAAAAAAGUUAGCAUUGAUGCAAGAGAUGGAGGUCCUUGACAUUGCCAAGGAAUCUAGAAGCUUAACCCUGGGGGAGAUCCAGAAGGAGAUUGACCUUUCCUUCAAUUUAGAGGAAAUUCGUAGGCAGGAAGAAAUCUAUUGGAGACAAAGGUCGAGGGCGCAGUGGAUUAAAGAGGGUGACGAAAACACAAAGUUCUUCCAUGCGGUGGCAAAUGGCAGGAAGAAUCGCAACUUCAUCCCUGGUAUUAUACAUGGAGGCAGUAGGAUUGUGGAUCCGGGUGAGAUUGGCAAAGUGUUUGCUGCACACUUCAACCAACACUUUGGUUUCCAGCGGUCCUCUAGACUCAGAAUCGAUUUUCAGAGAUUAUUUCAGUUAAAGACUGCUGUGGACCUCAACGGGUUGGAAGCUCCUUUUUCUGUCGAGGAAAUCAAAAGGGCAAUGUUUGAUCUUGGAGGGGACAAAGCCCCAGGGCCGGAUGGUUUUCCCCUUCAUUUUUUAAGCAAUUCUAGGACACGGUCAGUGCGCAUGUAG